UAUUUCACGUGUCCGUACUACCCAAUGGGACCGUACGUGCGUACCUUGUCUCUUUGAAGCGCCUAAUAAAUGACGCAAUUGGCUAAAAUCUUUGCAAGUGCAUUCAAAAUCCAAGCUUAGUAAAGUUAACUCUUUAGGAAUGACAGAGAGUUGGAAUCACGCAGCUCUACUUGUAAUUGACAUGCAGAAAGAUUUUAUUGAUGAAGAGAGUCCUGUAAGAACAAAAGGAGGGAAAGAUAUUGUUCCAAACGUGAUUAAGGCUGUUGAAGUUGCUAGACAGCGUGGAAUUCUCAUUGUUUGGGCAGUACGGGAACACGAUCCCUUAGGAAGAGACGUUGAACUCUUUCGCCGACAUCUAUAUACUGCAGAGAAUGUUGGUCCUUCCUCUAUAGGAAGCAAAGGUGCAGAGUUAGUUGAUGGACUGGUCUUUAGAGAAGGAGACUAUAAACUUGUGAAGACAAGGUUUAGCGCAUUCUUUGCUACGCACCUUCAUUCAGUCCUUCAAGGAGCAGGGAUCAAUACAUUGGUUGUCACUGGCGUUCAAACUCCAAACUGUAUACGGCAAACUGUAUUUGAUGCGGUAGCAUUGGACUAUCAACAUGUGACUGUUCUUGUUGAUGCUACUGCAGCAGCCACACCUGAUAUUCAUCUUGCCAAUGUGAUUGACAUGAAAAAUAUUGGAGUUGCAACACCAACAUUACAAGAAUGGAGCGAAAUAAAAGCUUGAUCUGUAUGGACCAUGCAUUAUGCAAUGCAACUUUUUGUACCAUGUGUUUCACAUUUUCAAGAUUCAGAAGGGUUGAUAUCUUUUGGAUAGCUACUAAAAUGGAAAAUGAAAUAAAAUUAUGUAUGCUACUUUAAUUGGUUACCAUUGUUUUGUUUGCUAUAGUUUGUUUUGCGUUAACUCUUUUUAAGUUAGUUUCUUAUAACAAGACCUAUUCUUCAGGGAAUUGGAUAUUCUGUUUCAGCCA
This is a messenger RNA of Lathyrus oleraceus (garden pea), 971 nucleotides long. RefSeq names its product probable inactive nicotinamidase At3g16190. NCBI's taxonomy places the organism in Eukaryota, Viridiplantae, Streptophyta, Magnoliopsida, Fabales, Fabaceae. The record is from RefSeq and is a predicted model, not a curated record. The transcript is spliced from 5 exons. Bases 140 to 727 code for a protein of 195 amino acids.